UUGUUUGUUUGCAAUGCUGCCUCUAUCUCACACUUCGACUCAGGAUAAGGGUAAUGCCGAUUUGGGACCUCGAAGCGGCUUCAGCUUUAUUAACUGCCGGCGCAAUGCGAAACUACUGGCUGAGGGCUUUCAGCCCCCGACGCCGGUGCGCACUGGCACCUCCAUUGUGGGCAUCAUCUAUCGCGACGGCGUAAUCCUUGGGGCCGACACGCGGGCCACCGAGGGUCCAAUGGUAUCCGAUAAGAACUGCUCCAAAAUUCACUAUUUGCAGAAUCAUAUCUAUUGCUGUGGUGCUGGCACUGCCGCCGACACUGAAAUGAUAACCCUGACGACUUCCUCACAGCUGAAUCUGCACCAGAUGAGCACGAAACGGCUGGUGCCAGUCGUCUGUGCCAGCAUAAUGCUACGACGUACCCUCUUCCGCUACCAGGGCCACAUUGGUGCCGCCCUGGUUGUGGGAGGGGUGGACAGGUGGGGUCCUCAGAUCUACUGCAACCAUUCGUGCGGCUCCAACGACAAGCUGCCGUACGCGGCAAUGGGAUCGGGCACUUUGGCUGCCAUGACCGUGCUGGAGCACGGCUGGAAGCCGGAUCUUGACCUGGAGCAGGGCAAGCAGCUCGUGCGCGAGGCCAUCUCGGCGGGGGUCUUCAAUGACCUGGGCUCCGGGUCGAACAUCGAUCUCUGCGUGAUCACCAAGGCGGGCGCCAAGUACCUUCGCACGGACACAGUAGCCAGCGAGCGGGGCGAGCGCCAGGAAAAGUACUACAUCAAGCCAAACUCUACGGUAGUGAAGGCAACCUCCGUGCAGAACCUUCUGGUGGCUUCAGAGCACUGCUAUCGCGUGUCGUUGUUUCCUUCCUGUUGGAAAUUCUACUCAGAGCUAAAUUUGGGGGACAGAUCGUGGCCCGCAAAUACUGAUCCGGAUGAGCAGCCGACAACAUCUGCUUCCGCGAAGGCGGCAGAAUGUCAAGGGAAGAAGAAAGGGAAUAAGAAAUGAGAUAGUAACGUAGGCCCCAAUCACGCGAAAAAUUCGCAAUAAUCUAAAAGAACUUGGCUCUAAAGAAUCAAAAAAAUUGUCCGUUUUCGCAACUUUUAAAUACAUUCCCUCAUGGAACUCAA
Messenger RNA from Drosophila persimilis, 1119 nucleotides. It is a transcript of the gene Prosbeta2R1, whose product is annotated as proteasome subunit beta type-7. The coding region runs from base 14 to 997 and encodes 327 amino acids. The record is from RefSeq and is a predicted model, not a curated record. Gene Ontology annotation, cellular component: proteasome core complex. Gene Ontology annotation, molecular function: threonine-type endopeptidase activity. Lineage: Eukaryota; Metazoa; Arthropoda; Insecta; Diptera; Drosophilidae. The transcript has 3 exons.